Molecule: messenger RNA, 7508 nt
Organism: Pelmatolapia mariae (spotted tilapia)
Lineage: Eukaryota; Metazoa; Chordata; Actinopteri; Cichliformes; Cichlidae
Gene: gria1b
Product: glutamate receptor, ionotropic, AMPA 1b
Exons: 16
Coding region: 205-2727 (840 amino acids)
Biological process (GO): synaptic transmission, glutamatergic; modulation of chemical synaptic transmission
Cellular component (GO): dendritic spine; plasma membrane; postsynaptic density membrane
Molecular function (GO): transmitter-gated monoatomic ion channel activity involved in regulation of postsynaptic membrane potential; AMPA glutamate receptor activity
Source: RefSeq, a predicted model, not a curated record
GUCAGAGUCUCAGCGGCAGCACAGCUCUGCGCUCCGAGUGUGGAUGUUAGAAAAGAGGGAAGGACUCCGAGAGACACACACACACACAGACGAAGAGAGAGGAGCGCUGCCGGUGGACGUGAGUGUGCUCCCGGGCUGCGGAGCGUCUCUCCGGUCAGCUGUGAAUGGGAUUACGGCGGCUCCUCCGGGACUGCAGGAGGAACCAUGCGGCCCCAGAGCUGCCCGCUGCCCUCGGCCCUGCUCCCGCUGCUGCUCGGGCUCUGCAGCGGCACAAGUUUCCCAACUAACAUCAACAUAGGAGGCCUUUUCCCCGGUGACUCCCAUGAGUAUGAGGUGUUUCGUUUCGCCCUGGCACAAAACCAGGACAUCCCCAAGCUGGUGCCACAGGUGGACAUGGUGGACACGAGCAGCAGCUUCGCCAUGACCUACGCCUUCUGCUCACAGUUCUCUAAGGGAGUGUACGCCAUCAUGGGUCUGUACGACCGGCGGACAGUCAACAUGCUGAUGUCCUUCUGCGGGUCUCUGCACGUCUGCUUCGUCACGCCGUCCUUCCCCGUGCAGACCAACAACCAGUUUGUCCUGCAGCUGCGGCCCCAGCUGCAGGAGCCCCUCAUGGCCCUGCUCGAGCACUUCUACUGGACCAGGUUCGUCUACAUGUACAGCUCUGAAUCAGGUUUGGCAGUGUUGCAGAGGAUCCUGGACACGGCGGCAGAACGAAGUUGGCAGGUCACCUCGGUUAACCUGGACAGUCUCACAGAGCCGGCCUUCAUCAAGCUGCUGGCUGACCUCGACUACAAGAAGGACUUCCAGAUCAUCAUCGACUGCGAGCUGAAACGCCUCAACUACAUCCUCAACCUGAUUGCUGCUCAGAAGAGGAACUUGAAGAACUACCACUACAUCCUUGCCAAUCUGGGCUUCUUGGACCUGAACGUCACAGAAUUUCAGAAGCUCGGACCGAACGUGACCGGCUUCCAGCUGGUGAAUCGGUCGGAUCCAGCUGUGCAGAAGAUCAAUCAGAACUGGCUGGACUUCGACAACAAAGACCUCAAAGUGGCUCGCAGGAGGCUCAAGUACACAGGAGCUCUGACCUAUGAUGGUGUCAGCGUCAUGGCAACGGCAUUCCAGAAUCUGCGGAGGCAACGGAUCGAUAUCUCUCGCCGGGGCAACGCAGGGGAGUGCCUGGCCAAUCCGCCCGCUCCGUGGGGACAGGGCAUCGAUAUCCAGAGAGCCCUGCAGCAGGUUCGUCUGGAGGGGCUGACGGGUCACGUCCAGUUCGAUGAGCGCGGACAUCGAACCAACUACACUCUGACUGUGAUGGAGCUCAGCCACAUUGGACCCAGGAAGAUCGGCUUCUGGAAUGAGAAGAGAGGCUAUGUGAACACUGCCAUCUACAGGCCGAUGCAGGAGGAGUUUUACAAUUUGCAGAACAAAACCUACAUCGUCACUACCAUCCUGGAAGCUCCCUACAUGAUGCUAAAGAAGAACCACGAGCAGUUUUUGGGAAACGAUAAAUAUGAAGGUUACUGUGCCGAGCUCGCCGCAGAGAUCGCCAAACACGUCGGGUUCACAUACCGCCUUGAGCUGGUAGGCGAUGGCAAGUACGGUGCCAGAGACCCUGAAACAAAGAUGUGGAAUGGCAUGGUGGGAGAGCUGGUGUAUGGGAAGGCGGACAUGGCGGUGGCCCCGCUGACCAUCACUCUGGUGCGAGAGCAGGUGAUCGACUUCACAAAACCUUUCAUGUCUCUGGGAAUCUCCAUCAUGAUCAAGAAACCUACCAAGUCCAAACCGGGCGUCUUCUCUUUCCUUGACCCGCUGGCCUACGAGAUCUGGAUGUGCAUCGUCUUUGCCUACAUUGGGGUCAGCGUGGUGCUCUUCCUGGUGAGUCGGUUCAGUCCUUACGAAUGGAACGGUGAGGAGUCUGAUGAUGAAGAUGAAACUGCUCCCUCUUCUUCUCGAAGAGCUCAGGCCUCUUCAUCCGCAGAACAUACCCACUCUCCAGGGUUCUCCCAGGCUCAGGGGCAGAACCAGAACCAGCAGAAGGAAAAGGAGACACCAGAAUACACCAAUGACUUUGGCAUCUUUAAUUCUCUGUGGUUCUCACUCGGAGCGUUUAUGCAGCAGGGCUGUGACAUCUCUCCCAGGUCUCUCUCAGGUCGAAUUGUCGGAGGAGUUUGGUGGUUUUUCACCCUCAUCAUCAUCUCUUCCUACACAGCCAACCUGGCAGCCUUCCUCACCGUAGAGAGGAUGGUGUCCCCCAUAGAGAGUGCAGAGGACCUGGCCAAGCAAACAGAGAUUGCCUAUGGUACCUUGGAUGGAGGCUCCACUAAAGAAUUCUUCAGGCGGUCAAAGAUUGCAGUGUUCGAGAAGAUGUGGUCGUACAUGCGGAGUGCAGACCCAUCGGUCUUCGUCAAGAGCACUAGUGAAGGCGUGAUACGGGUCAGAAAGUCAAAAGGGAAAUAUGCUUACCUGCUGGAGUCCUCCAUGAAUGAGUACAUCGAGCAGAGGAAGCCCUGUGACACCAUGAAAGUAGGAGGCAACCUGGACUCUAAAGGCUAUGGAGUGGCCACGCCUAAAGGAUCCCCCCUCAGUAUCUGUGUUUGUCUGCCUGAUGCUGCCCUGUCGGCCUUUUUGCUGUCUGUUGUCAUUUGUUAUGCCCGUCUGACUGCCUACCUGCCCGUCUUUGCUUCUACAUUCACCAGAAUCCUGACAUCUAAAGUAACAUCCUAAUGAAUCUCAUUCUGUGUCUGUCGAUCAGUCUUUGAGCUUUGCUGCUGUCAGGUGAAACACUGCUUUAAGAGAAACACUUCGAUGAACCUCAUUCAUUCAUGUUUAUUUAUCAGAUAUGGCAGUUUGCUGAUGAUUACUGAAGUAAGUAAUGAUUAUUCUGGAAUUGAAGUCCAAUAUUGAACUAUGAACAGUUUAAAGUUUUGCAUUUGGUUUGGAUUGUCUCUCCCAUUACAAACCAGUAUUCUUGCACUUAGAAGUUUUCCUUGACGUCCACUAUAAAGCAAAGAUCCUUGCAUGAUGUAAGUCAUAUUAUUCCUCUAAGACUGUAGAGUUCCCAUGCUUGAAAAAUAGGCCUGUUGUAUAAGAGUAGAAAAGUGCUAUUAAAGAAUUACUCCAUUUACUCUUUAGCACCAUGCAGGGAGUCACGUACAUUCUAGUCUCUUAAGUUUGUCACCCCCACUAACAUCCCUCCUGCUAAAGGGUGGAAUUCCUGUGUAUGAAGGGCAUCGCUCCUAUUACAGUGUGUGAGGCGUAUCACUCCCGUUGCAGACCAGUAUUUCUGAGCAUGAAGAGCCAUACUCAUAUCAGACAAGGCUGCUCCUAGAGCUGGGCUUCCUCACUUUCAUUACAGACUGUCAGGAGUGUCACUUCCACUGCAAAGCACGAUGUAAGGUGUAGCAAUCAGGGAGGACAUCAUCACUCCUGUCAGAGAGUGGUCUUUGUAGGCUUGAGGUUUGUCACUCCUGCAGAUGAGCAUAAUUCCUAUAGAUGAAGAGCAUCACAUCUAUUAGAAAGUAGGGCUGUGGUGAUUCUUCUGUCCUGUAGGCCAAUGGGAUUCCCAUCCAUGAGGAGCAUCACUGCCUAAUUUAGUAAUAGAAAUCAAAAUAUUCCCUCCCCCAGUGAUCUGGGUCCCAGAUGUGAGGUUUGAUCACUCCUGUAUUACAGUGAGAUUACUGUUGCUAGAGAGCAGAGUCCCAGAUGUGUUUUCUGUAAUUCCCAUAGGAGAGCAGGGUCCCCAGGCACAAGGAGUAUCAAUGAAAGAGACCCAAGUGACGUGUGCUGUUUGAACUGCAAGAUGGUGUCACUACUGUAGGACAGCAGGGCUACAGCUGUGAGGCUGAUUGGAGUAAAGAAUACAUAAAUACAUAAAUAGGAAGACAAGCAAUACUCUUGAACAAAUGAGCCCAACCUGACAUGUAAAAUUUUAAUGAAUUUUUUCCCAUAUAAAUGUUACAUUUGAUAACAGAUGAGUUGUUGGUUUAGUGCCAUUUAAGGUGAAUUGAAAAACAUGGCUUUUGUCCACAGAAGAGGAAAACAAAACAAAAAUUGAGCUGAAAAAUAUAACCUGAGGUGGAGUUGGUGAGUUUUAAUUAUACCUGACAGCAGCAUAAAGUCACAUUCUUCCUUUUUCUUUGUUUCAUACAUGAAUGAACUCAGUCCAUGUUUUUAUCAGAUGUUCAGUGAAAGAACAUCUUGUUCUCAUUCUCUCUGCCUCAUGUCAGCAAUUUACAGCCAACCCAGAGUCAGAGAAAGGCAGAUGAACUAGAAGAACAAAGACUGCACCAUGAGGAAUGUGAUAUUUUUUUCCGUUUGAGUUUUGAAUCUAUUUAAUCCCUAGAAAUAAUCUGUAUGUAGGAUCCGACUCAAUCAAUCGAUGGAUCAAUAAGUCACUUUGAAAUGCAUCUUGCAUAGAGAAGGUGGUAUGUAUUUCCCUCUGCUCCCUGCUGUAGAUGCAGGAAGCACCAAAUCAACAUUUUUUUAAGAAAAUAUAAAGGGUUGAGUUUUUGUCAUCAGUUGCUUAGCAACACAGUUGUGUUAAACCCCUUGAAUGCUGAGCAUAUUGUAUAAUCAACUUUACACAUCAAAAACAUUAGCUCUUGAGUUCUCUGUGAGCAGUCUGCUCUCUCUCUCUCUGGGUUGGCCGGCUCUUAGUACGAACAGAUGACAAUAAAAAAAUCAUCAGUCGACUUCAUUUGAUCUGCUUUCUGCUCAUCAUCCUUCUGCUGUUUCCCAGCCACUGUUUCUGAGCCUUAACCAUGACUGUGUUUCUGCAAGAUUUGUUCCAAAUGACAUUCUCACAGUUUUCACAGAAUCUUGUUGAAAGGAUUCAAACAAAUGGCAGUUUUUUGUGCCAAAAUGGUGAAUUUUCUACAAUAAAGUGCCACGGGGAUGAUGGGUUUUUGUAGGCUGACUUGGAAGUUAGCGUCACCCUGAUUCCUUUGCUAAAAAGCAAAACAGAUUUUGAUUUUUGAGUUAGAUUAUUAAAUAAGCUCUGUGGGAAAUAAAAGUUUUGGAUACUUACACAUUUUGUUGGGCAUAAUGAAGUCCAUAGGCUUCAAAGACUUAAAGUAAAACCUUCAAAAUUUAUGAAUGAAAUAUGUACUUAUGUACUUGAUGUUGUAGAACAAAACAUAAAAAUCUCUGAAGUUCAUAUCAACCACAGUCCCAUUCAAAAAUCCUGCAGACUGCGGCAAGGGAAUUGGAAGUGCACAAAUGCUAACUCAUUUCUGGAUUGUAGGACUGGCUUCUUUGAUAUUCUAUCCCAACCGAGAUAAUCCUGAACAAUUAGGAAUACCACCAAUCUGACCAAACAUAGCUGUGUAAAGACAUGAAAUGUAAUUUAGCAGAGCAAGCAUCACUUCUGUGAACAGUUACGCCGGGUUCAGACUUUUUGAUUUUGUUCUGACCACAUCAGAAUAAAAGAUAAACUGUGAAUGAUGAGACCAUACCAAAUAGAGAGGUUAAAGCCCAGAAAAAAUACAUACAUGUUCCUGAAAACAUUUGAGAGGAGGAGUAAAUAUGUAUUCAUUUAGAUAGUCAACAGCUAGUUUUCAGCUUUGCACAGCUAGCUCCACAAGUCAUUAAUUAGCAGAAUGGGUAGCUCCUGUGGACACACACCGUUACUCAAGACAUACAGCUAUCAGCACUGUAUCCCCUCCUUCCAUCACGCACACCUUGAAAGUAAGGUAGCAUUCAUGAUCCGGAAACAAUGUUUAGUCUGUCUCAGUCAUGAAAAGCAACGAUUUUCCAUCAUAAAAAACAAGUAUUCUCUAGUCUGAACCCAGUGUAAGAGAUUCUCCUGAUAUGUCAAAUUUGUAAAAUUACUAUUUUCAGCAUCUGAUUCACAAACAUUUUUAAUCUGAAUUUAAUCUGAGUUUUUUCACACUGAAUUUAUACAGAUCUUUUUUUAAAUUAAAUUAUGCACUUUAGAACAAAACUCUUCUGCUGCUUUCACACUCAUCACAUCAUCUGUUAUUGACAUUUCAAACUGAAUUACUGCUGCUCAUUGAUCAUUUUAUUGAUUUACCAUGUACCGUUCAACAUCAUCUGCUGCCUUCUGCCACACUAUAGUUUUGAUCAUUUAUGGUAUGUAAAGGGGAACAACAAGGAAAUGUACAAUGACACAAAAUUUAUAUUUAAAAGACAUUUACCCUUUAAUUUGAACUGAUUUACACCUGAAUACUUGACUGGUGUUCCGCCUUUAUUUAUCAGGUAUUGACUAGAAGUAAAUGCAAGUGAAGCUUUGCUGCACAGUAGUCAAAAUGGAAUCAUUUUCUGUUUUUUCGACCCAGACUAUAUUAAAGUGCAGUUUACCUUUCCUUUGGUUUUGAGAAACUUGCCAUUCUGCUACAACUAAUGGCUGAGUUUAACACAAUCCACUGAAGCAAUUGUUGAAUGAGUGAAUCAAGCCAGCCAUUUACAAGUCAGAGCCAAGAAUGAGCUAUAGACAAUGCAAAUUAAAUCGAGAAGCUGAUGCCAUAUUGGCAUCGACGUGGUGCCAUUGUUUCAUAAAAUAAUGAAUGCAGUGAUUAGCCUUGUUUUGGAGAAUUGGGACCCAACCAGUGAGACCAUUGUCAACAUAUGCUACCACUGAAAAGAUGCUCACAAACAGGGAUUUUUACCAGUUUUACUUAUAAUUAGAGAUAGAAAUUAAAGAGUUUGUCAAACAUUUACUAUUGAUUGUUAUUUACUUUAAAAGCCUAUAUGAUUCUUGUAUUAUAGACCACUGCACUGAUAUUCCAUUCAGUAUUGUAUACUUAUUUAUGAUAUUUAAUUCAAUUCAGUUUUAUUUAUACAGCGCCAAACCACAACUACAGUGCCGUCAAGGCACUUUAUAUUGUAAGCUGGACCCUACAAUAAUACAUAGAGAGAAAAACCCCAAAAUCAUAUGACCCCUAUGAGCAAGCACUUUGGCGACAGUGGGAAAGAAAAACUCCCUUUUAACAGGAAGAAACCUCCAACCAGGCUCAGGGAGGGGCGGGGCCAUCUGCUGCGACUGGUUGGGGUGAGAGAAGGAAGACAGGAUAAAGACAUGCUGUGGAAGAGAGACAGAGAUUAAUAACUAAUUACAUUUAAAUGGGCAUCACACCUUUAAUUGAGUUUGACAACGGUGUUUCUCCAUUUAAAGACCACAGUGUUCGGAGAUUCAAAAGAGACUGCAUGACUCCUGUAAAGUAGAUGGACAGACAGUCACUUGUGUGCAUUACCUGAAGAUUUUCCCAGUUUAGAAAAUUUGAUUAAAAAAAUGAUGGCAUUUUUCUCUAACUGUAAGUGUUUGGUCUACUUGCAUUGUGAUGUUCACAAUGCAGGAAGAAGAUGCAGGAAAACAGCAUGUUACAAGGUCUGGGCUGAAUAGCAGUGAAUCUGUUGUUUUUAUGUACCAUUCAUUAAUAAUAUCAUGCCUGUCAUAGGUACACAUGUAUAUUAAUGUUGCUGUCUUCACUGUGGCAGUCGUCUGUUCAUUAACACCAGGUUCCCUUUUAUCCCUUAUUGUUACUAUC